Acanthosepion pharaonis is the source of this 825-nucleotide messenger RNA. NCBI's taxonomy places the organism in Eukaryota, Metazoa, Mollusca, Cephalopoda, Sepiida, Sepiidae. The record is from the annotation of a GenBank genome assembly.
AUGUCCUCACUAGACACGGUACGACUCGAAGCUAAUUUCACACCUGGUUGUCAUGUCAACCCUACAGGUGUGUUGCAUUCACCCGAUUCAGUAGAUUUAUUGACUGCUAAAAAGCAACUAACGACAACAGGUAUGCCUCCGAAGAAAGGAAAAAGCACUGGUAAAAAGAAAAAGAUUGCAACAAAGAAAUCUAAAGUCAAUUCAAAACUGAUAAAAGAAAAAGAAUAUGUCGAUCCUGUCAAACCAGAAGUUAUUUUGCCUCCUCCAACAGCAAGAGAAAGACUGGUGUCUUUGCUCAUUAAACAGCCAGUUUCUGAAAAGGAAAUGUUUGGUGUGAAGCUCACAUCACAUAUACUCCAGGAAUUUUCCACCCAGGAGAUCAGAGACUUGUAUGCUGUUUUCAAAGCCUUUGAUGCAAAUUCAGAUGGAUUACUGCACAUCAAAGAGGUUUAUGUUGCAUUGCUCUCACUUGGAUUUAAACAAAGUCUGCAAAAGACUUCAGACUUAAUGGAAGCUGUGGGUCUUAAAAAAACAAAUUAUGCCAGCUUCCGUCAGUUCUUGGAAUGUAUCAUUUACCAACAGGGAAGCAGCAGAGACACCUAUGAAGAGAUAAGCAAAGGGUUUCAGGCACUUGAUUUAGAUCAAGAUGGUGUCUUGGAUCUUUCAGACCUGGAGCAAGCAGGUCAGGAUCUUGGCUUGAAACUUACCCGCCAUGAUUUUUCAGAAAUGAUUGAGGAAGCAGAUACAAAUGGAGAUGGCAAAGUUAACUUUAUGGAAUUUGCAAAUGUCAUGCUGCGAACAAAUCUAUUUGUUUCAGACACUUAA